AUGUUUGGGUUGGAACAUACCCCAGGGCGGGGCUCACUACAGUAUGAUUGGGUUGAAAUAGACCCUAGGGCGGGGCCUAUAUGUGUUGUUCGAGUUGAAAUACACCCCAGGGUGGGGCCGAUAUGUGCAUAUCGGGUUCGAUUAUACCCUAGGGUUAAGCCCACUUGCAUGUUUGUUAACAAAGAUUAUGGCAAGUUUAGGGGAAAAAUUUUGGAGAUGUAUCAAACCCAUUAUGUAGCAUUACUUCGAGAUUUUGUUGCUGUUGAAGAUAGGGCUAAAUCGUCUUCUGAAUUCCAAAACUUAGAUGAUCAAAACAAAGAAGCUCUUGAAGGAAAAGGAGAUAGCGACGAUGUGAAUGCAGAUGAUGAUGAAGAACCUCUUUUUCCGACAAGCAUUUAG
Messenger RNA from Lactuca saligna, 399 nucleotides. Lineage: Eukaryota; Viridiplantae; Streptophyta; Magnoliopsida; Asterales; Asteraceae. The record is from the annotation of a GenBank genome assembly.